Molecule: messenger RNA, 2031 nt
Organism: Brassica oleracea var. oleracea
Lineage: Eukaryota; Viridiplantae; Streptophyta; Magnoliopsida; Brassicales; Brassicaceae
Exons: 6
Coding region: 732-1928 (398 amino acids)
Source: RefSeq, a predicted model, not a curated record
AGCGCAAGAAUAAAAGACGAUUUUUCCCCAAUAUUCGAAGCUUACGAUUGAAAAUCACAAGCUUGAAUAAAGAAGCUCGACUCUAAAGCAUUUUGAUUUCGAAUCUGAUUUCUGUUUUCGAGAGAGAGAGUGAAAAUGGGCUCUAAAGGCAGCGUUAGACAGAUGAUUCAGAGUUUGAAAGAGAUCGUGAACUGUUCCGACUCAGAGAUCUACACCAUGCUUGUGGAGUGCCAUAUGGAUCCUAACGAAACCGUUAUUCGUCUCAUUUCUCAAGAUGCUUUUCAAGAGGUGAAGAGCAAGCGAGACAAGAAGAAAAAGAACGUUAGUUAUUGCAGAUUGUUUAUUAUAAUGCCGUUAUAGUUUUCAGAUGACUAGUUCCAUUUCGACUCAUUGCUUUCUUGUUUUGUCUCUUUGGUCAGAACAAAGAUCAAGCAGAGUCAUCGAGACGUGGAAUCCCAAAUCGUGGAGCUAGAAACAGCGCUAAGUACAGUUACAACACUGCUCGAGGUGGCGGCAACAAAUUUAACUCCGAUGAGACAAGAUUUGCUCAAAGAGGGAAGGGAGCACGUAACCAUUGGGCUGGCUCUUCUUCAGCACCAAACAGUGAUCCUAAAAACGCUGAAGUUAAGGAAGCAGCACCAACGGGUCCAACUGGUGCAGCUUCUUCCUCUUUGCUGCCAGCACCAGCGUAUCAAUCCGCUUGGGCCAAAGCUAACCCCGGGAAGAAAACUAUGGCUGAGAUUGUGAAAAUGGAUAAGCCUCUCUAUCAGAAGAAAGUCAGUGUGCCUCGUUCAUCAGAGACGCAAGAGAGGGGAAGCAAAGCUCCUUUGAAAGAUGAAGGGUCUUCAACUGAGAAGCAAGAGAGUGGAAGCAAAGCCCCUUUGAAAGAUGAAGGGUCUUCACUUGAGAAGCAAGAGAGUGGAAGCAAAGCUCCUUUGAAAGAUGAAGGGUCUUCAUUUGAGAUGCAAGAUGUUUCUGAUCCAGUGCCUUCUCUCUUGAAACCAUUUGCUGAACCUAAAACACAUGCCGACCAAGUUAGCGAGCCUCAACAUGUGGAUGAGUCUCAAAUGGAUGAUGAGGUCCUCGAGACGAAAACAAAUCAAGUUGCAUUUCAUCCUGAUCUAGACCAGGUUGCGCAAUUGUCACACUUGAGGUUUGGUAGCUUUGGCUUGAUAGGAUCAGGCCGAGCUAGUAGUCGCUUUAAUUAUAACUUGGAGGACACGCAAGAGACAGAGGAGGAUUUAUCUUUCAGACAACAUGACACUAACUUCUAUGGAGGGGAAGAAGAACUUAGAUAUAAUGCUACUGAUGAACAAACAUCCUAUCAAAUAGAUUCGACCACUAGAAACUACCAUGCUUCAUCAGAUUCUGAAAGAGAAGCAGCACAUCAUGAAGAACCUCCUCAAGAAGAUCCAUAUAUGCAGAAUCUUGACAGCUUCUUCACCAACGUAAUGGAUCUAAGAGAUGAGAGUAUAUCUCCCCAGGGUGCAGGUCAACAAGCAGCAACUCUUUAUCAACAUCCCGCCUUAUACCCAUACUUUAAUCAACAUGGAAUGCCAUUAGGGCAUCAUGGUAACUUCAUAAGUGAUCCAUUCAUGCCCCAUGGUUACAUGCAUCCGGGUUUUCAGCAAGGGUUUCCUGUUGGUAACCAUCAGGCUCCUCUAGUUGUGGUUAUUCCUCCCUCUGCCUCAUCUCUUCAGCAGCAGCAGAACGAAAACACAUUUGCCUGGCAACUACCACACAUGCGUGUGGCUCCCAGUGGCGAAGUUUACAUCUUCAGUGUUAAUCCAAAUAUGCAGCCUCCCGGCUUCGUUCAAGCCCAACAACUGCACCAGCAACAGCUGUCUCAACAAGCUUUAAUGUCACUGGGCCAACUCCAUCAUCAGCAUCAGCAUCAGCAUCAUCAACAAAGUGCUGGAGAGGCGUAGGCAGACUCAAGAACAGCUAUGGCCCAAUAACAGCUAGUGAUCAAAAGCAAAACCCCUCUCUCCAUGCCUUGCUUUCUCUUUCCUUUUUUAUAUUUGUGAUGUU